AUGGAUGGGUUAUUUUCUCCAAGCGUUGCUUACAAAUCGAUUAUCAAAAACCGAUGGGGCGAGCCAAACUCGCUUUGGAACCGAAUUUGGAAACUCAAGAUCACGGAGAGGCUGAAAUUGUUUCUUUGGAAACUCUGCAAAGAUAUUCUUCCUUUUGGAAGUCGGCUCCGGAGGAUCUUUGGUAAUAAUAACAGUUGUGCUAUCUAUGGUGAAGCGGAUGAUUCGGCUCAACAUCUCUUCUGGAAGUGUCCUCUUGCUAAGGUAGUGUGGUUUGCUAGUCGCUGGUCCAUUAGAAGCGAAAACCUCCAGUUUGAUUCUCCGAGAAAGAUGGUUGAAUGGAUUCUAAAUCCUGAUUUUUUGAGUGGUGCGGAUGCAGGAGACAUAGGCGAAUUCAAUAGAUUCGGUAUCUGCUUGAUUGAUGAGUUGUGGACUGCUAGGAAUCGAGCUUUUCAUGAUAGGGUCAAUCCGUCCUGGAGGGGAGUUUUGUCUAGAGUUCAGGGAGCUGCCUCUUGCCUUUUCACUGCUUCGGACAAUCGGCCAAAUCUGGAGGUGGUUCAACAUGCUCACAGGGAUAUUUAUGUGGGUAAUUUGGUUUUAUUUGUGGAUGCAGUCUUCAAAGAUUCGCGUGCCACGGCGGGGAUUGUAGUGUCGGAUUCAGAGGGCAGUCUCUUGGAAGCAAAGGCUGUGAAUUUUGAUGCAACUCAGCCGCUGGAAGCCGAGUCCUGUGCCUUGAUUCAUGCUCUGAACUGGUGUCAAACCAGAGGAUGGAGACAGGUUGUUGUUGUCUCCGACUGCCUGUUGCUGGUGCAGGGGUUAGAGGCGCGCAGGGCCCCCGACUGGCGGUUCAUGGGUGUCUUUUGGAAGCUGUUGGAGCUGUUGGAAGUCUUACCUGAAGUGGAGGUUGUUUGGAAGCCUCGGGCACAGGUUCAGCGGCUCAUUUGGUUGCUCAGUGGGCUUUUAGACUUUCUUUUACUGGUUUUUUAUCUGCAGAGGAGCUGGUCCCUCUUGUGA
This is a messenger RNA of Cannabis sativa, 1011 nucleotides long. RefSeq lists its product as uncharacterized. The record is from RefSeq and is a predicted model, not a curated record. The coding region runs from base 1 to 1011 and encodes 336 amino acids. Gene Ontology annotation, molecular function: nucleic acid binding; RNA-DNA hybrid ribonuclease activity. NCBI's taxonomy places the organism in Eukaryota, Viridiplantae, Streptophyta, Magnoliopsida, Rosales, Cannabaceae. The transcript has a single exon.